Messenger RNA from Pseudophryne corroboree (corroboree frog), 3024 nucleotides. RefSeq lists its product as uncharacterized. Bases 1 to 642 code for a protein of 213 amino acids. The transcript is spliced from 7 exons. NCBI's taxonomy places the organism in Eukaryota, Metazoa, Chordata, Amphibia, Anura, Myobatrachidae. The record is from RefSeq and is a predicted model, not a curated record.
AUGCUGGGAUGCGUAGUUUCACAACAGCUGGAGAGCCACAGGUUGGCCAGGCAUGGACUAGAGUCUCCGGAGACAGGUGUUUUGUACUUUGCAAGAGUGAUGCACGCUAACAAACAAUCAUAUUGUGGCCCAGGGUGGGAUGUACUAAAGGAAAAAUGCUCAUGCUAUCUCCUGGUGAAGCGUGCUCAUUGUGUCCAGUUGCCUGGACACUGCAUUGUGAUGCUAAUUACAGGCAUCCUGGGAGAUCAGCUUGGGGCAGUAGAGGGAGGAGACAUUUACUUGUCAGCUUCAUACUGCAGGCUUGUGUGUAUCAAACUACAUUCUAAUGAUUACCUAUGUGCUGACUUCUUGGGAAUACUUAACACUAUGUCAGCUUAUCAUUGGGAAGCAAGAAGGCGACAGCAUGCUCUGGACAGGAGGAGAUCCAAUUUUGAGAAAGUGCUGAAGAAUACUGUUCCGCCCCCUGCACACUCCUCCAAACAAAUGACCAAUUUCGCUGAACCAUCCAAGCCAAUGCCAGAUAAGAUUUGUAAGCAUUGUGCUCAAGGAACAUACUACCCACCAAAAACUUGUGAUGAAGAUGACUACACAGCAAAACUUAAUGGACGAUACAAUUCUGUGCAGUAUAGCCAGCAGUGGUGAAGAAUGAAUAGAGGACUUUUCUUCUGGCGCUCAGAGAACAUAUAAAUCCUAUUUGGAAUACAGCUGUGGGAUUCAUUUAUGUGUUCUGCCUCUGUGUUGUUCAUGCUAGAAACAUGGUAGUCCUCCACCUAAUAGUACUGUGAUUGCUGUAACCCUGGAAUUCUGGGUUUAAUAUUUCCCUGGAUUAAUAUGAUGUUUUCCUUCAGUUAAAUGGAUCCACUAGGUUUGGAGAUUCUACCAUAUUUAGAGGGUUAGAUUUGGGUGGGUUAUGGGGGUCAUUCUGACCCGAUUGCAAGCUGCAGUUUAUCGCAGCGGUGCGAUCGGGUCAGAACUGCGCAUGUGCCGGCGCCGCAGUGCUCCGGCGCAUGCCAGAUGGCCAAAGGCCGUCGGGCUGCUACGAUCGCCUCUGCCUGAUUGACAGGCAGAGGCGGUCGCUGGGCGGGAGGGGCAGAAUGGCGGCAUUUGGCCGCCGUUUUGUGGGCGCGGUUCGGCCAACGCAGGUGUGGCCAGACCGAACGGGGGGCGGGCCGCACCGGCUUUGUGAUGUCACACGCAGCCGCUGCGGGCCGGGGAGCGAUGAGUAGCUCCCGGCCAGCAUGCUAAAGCUGCGCUGGUCGGGAGCUACUCUUAAAGUGCAAAGGCAUCGCUGCUGUGCGAUGCCUUUGCCCUUCUGCGGGGGGCGGCACUGACAUGCGGGGCGGGAUAGCCCUGUGCUGGGUGACCCCCCCGCAUAUCAGUGUGAAUGAUCGUAGCUGUGCUGAAUUUAGCACAGCUACGAUCAUCUCGGAAUGACCCCCUAUAUUGUUUCUGUGCAGGGUAAAUACUGGCUGCUUAAUUUUGACACUGUAAUUUAGAUUUCAGUUUGAACACACCCCACCCAAAUCUACCUCUGUCUGCGCAUGUUAUAUCAGCCCCCCCUGAAGUGCACAUGGUUUUGUCCAGUUGCUUGCUUUUUUGAUUUGCUAAUAAACCUAAAAAACCACCUAUGUACUGGACUAUGGGGGUAAUUCAGAGUGGGUUGCAGCAGCAAAUAUGUUAGCAGUUGGGCAAAACCAUGUGCACUGCAGGGGUGCAGAUAUAGCAUGUGCAGAGAGAGUAAUGGUGCCCAUACACUUGUGAGAUUAUCGGUUCUAUCCUUCGAUUUCGACCGCAUCUGUGAGAGAAAUCGAAGGAUUGUAUGCACAUUUAAGGUACCUUUCGAAGCGAUGUGCGGGCACGCCGGUCGAAUAUCGCAUCUCAAGAUAUUAUGUGCUGUACAUAAUAUUUAUCGCAUCGCAGUGCGAUCGCAUGUGGUUUUAAACCCACAUGUAAUAUAUCGCACUGCGAUGUGCGACGGGCACCCGCCAGGAGCGGCAAGAGGCCGCUCCCACUCGGCUGUGACAUGCCCGUCACGUGAUUACCAUGUGAUCUAUUGCAUGGUAACCACUUUGGCAGUUCAGGUGCGAUGUGAUCGCACCUGAACUGCCAGUGCGAUGCCCCGCGAUGUCGCGUCGCGGGGCAUCGCACAAGUGUAUGGCCAGCAUUAGAUUUGGGUGGGGUGUGUUCAAACUGAAAUCUACAUUGCAGUGUAAAAAUAAAGCAGCCAGUAUUUACCCUGCACAGAAACAAUAUAUCCCAUCCAAAUCUAACUCUCUCUGCACAUGUUGUAUCUGUCCCACCUGUAGUACACAUGGGGGGUCAUUCCGAGUUGUUCGCUCGGUAAAAUUUUUCGCAUCGCAGCGAUUUUCCGCUUAGUGCACAUGCGCAAUGUCCGCAGUGCGACUGCGCAAAGUAAAUUUGCUAUGCAGUUAGGAAUUUUACUCACGGUUUUUUCUUCGUUCUGGUGAUCGUAAUGUGAUUGACAGGAAGUGGGUGUUUCUGGGCGGAAACUGGCCGUUUUAUGGGUGUGUGCGAAAAAAAGCCUACCGUUUCUGGGAAAAACGCGGGAGUGGCUGAAGAAACGGAGGAGUGUCUGGGCGAACGCUGGGUGUGUUUAUGACGUCAAACCAGGAACGACAAGCACUGAACUGAUCGCAGAUGCCGAGUAAGUCUCGAGCUACUCAGAAACUGCACAGAGAUGUCUUUUCGCUAUAUUGCGAAUCUUUCGUUCGCAAUUUUAAGAAGCUAAGAUUCACUCCCAGUAGGCGGCGGCUUAGCGUGUGUAAAGCUGCUAAAAGCAGCUUGCGAGCGAACAACUCGGAAUGACCCCCAUGGUUUUGCCCAACUGCUAAGAAAUUUGCUGCUGCGAUCAACUCUGAAAUACCCCCUAAGACCUACCAUAACAUAACCUAAACCCGGUAGAUAAAAGACCACUAGCCCAAGAACACGGGUGUGGUAUGAGGUGCCGGCGGCGGUUCCGGUAUAAAAGAUAGAUAGUGUCUAGUUAGACAGUCAAUAGAUAGA